Molecule: messenger RNA, 1134 nt
Organism: Rhizophagus irregularis DAOM 181602=DAOM 197198
Lineage: Eukaryota; Fungi; Glomeromycota; Glomeromycetes; Glomerales; Glomeraceae
Source: RefSeq, a predicted model, not a curated record
AUGGUAAAGGACACUAAACUAUAUGAUAUCUUGGAAAAUCCAAAUACUGCUGAUAAAUUUAAAGAAAUUGGACACGCAUUUGAAAUUCUUUCAGAUAGAGAAAAACGAGAUAUUUACGACCAACUUGGAGAAGAAGGUUUAGCAAAUGAUGGAGGAAUGGGCGGAAUGUCAGCCGAAGACCUUUUCUCAAGUUUCUUUGGCGGUAAUGUAUUUGGAGGUGGUAGAUCACGACAAGGUCCACGAAAAGGCAAGAAUUUAAAACAUGUACUUAAGGUGUCUUUAGAAGAUUUAUAUCUUGGAAAGACUUCUAAAUUAUCUCUGAACAAGAAUGUGAUUUGUUCAAAAUGUGAGGGUAGGGGUGGAAAAGAAGGUGCAGUCAAAAAAUGUUCAAAUUGUAAUGGUACUGGAGUAAGAGUUCUCCUCAGAACCUUGGGUCCUAUGGUACAGCAAAUUCAACAACCCUGUGAUACAUGUGGAGGCGAAGGUGAAAUUAUUAAAGACAAAGACAAGUGUAAAAAUUGUUCAGGUAAAAAAAUUGUUAGUGAACGUAAGGUACUUGAGGUUCAUAUCGAUAAAGGUAUGAAAAAUGGUCAGGAAAUCACAUUCGCUGGUGAGGCUGAUCAAAGUCCUGGCGUCGAACCUGGCGAUGUGAUAAUUCAAAUCGAAGAAAAAUCCCAUGACCGAUUCCAACGCCGUGGAAAUGAUUUAUAUUAUACAGCCAAGAUAAACCUUUUAACAGCGUUGGCAGGUGGCCAAUUCGCAAUUAAACAUCUUGAUGAAAGAUAUUUAGUGGUUAAUAUUGAACCUGGUGAAGUUAUAAAACCUGGACAAUUGAAAGCUAUUCGUCAUCAUGGAAUGCCAUCACAACGUUUCCAUGAGCCUGGUACACUCUAUAUACAAUUUGAUAUAGAAUUCCCACCUUCCAAUUGGGUUGAUAAACAAGUUAUCAUGUCACUCGAGAAGAUUUUACCUCCACGGCCAGAAUUAGAUACUCCUCCGGAUGCUAUGAUAGAAGAUGUUGAAUUAACAACAAUGAAUGACGACGAACAGCGACGUUCGGCAUCAAAUCAUAUGGCUAAUGGGGAAGAUGAAGACGAAGGUCAUGGCCCAAGUGUACAAUGUGCUCAACAAUAA